Messenger RNA from Contarinia nasturtii (swede midge), 3115 nucleotides. Its product is annotated as tribbles homolog 2-like. NCBI's taxonomy places the organism in Eukaryota, Metazoa, Arthropoda, Insecta, Diptera, Cecidomyiidae. The coding region runs from base 1101 to 2519 and encodes 472 amino acids. Gene Ontology annotation, cellular component: nucleus. The transcript is spliced from 6 exons. Gene Ontology annotation, biological process: positive regulation of proteasomal ubiquitin-dependent protein catabolic process; protein phosphorylation; regulation of MAP kinase activity. Gene Ontology annotation, molecular function: ATP binding; mitogen-activated protein kinase kinase binding; protein kinase activity. The record is from RefSeq and is a predicted model, not a curated record.
AGUUUGAAAAUGGCCGUCAAAGCUAGCAUGUGUUUCGGAAUUUUCAUCACGUUACAAUAAAUAUUCCUCACUUCUAUUGUAGUUCAUUUUUUUUGUUUAGAUUUCGCAUUUUUUUCUUCGCAUCAUAAAUACGUAUACCUAAUAGAACGCAAAUAUUGCACAGUGUUUGAUUUUAUGCAUCUGCCGUAUAAAAUCGUUUUGUUUUCAAGUGGCAAAUAUAUUUUAUUUUUGAGAGUGAAUUUGGACGCUUGGUUCCUUAAAACAGUUCAAUAAGUUAACUGCGCAAAACUAUUGAAUUAUUGUGCAAUUAACAGCACAAAACACAUGUAAAACCGUAACCAUCUGCUGAACGACCAGAGCUUCAAACAUCAUGUAUUCCUGAAACCAAUUUAAAUAUCUCGUCGAUAUAAAUUGUAAGCGGUUUUAUCCUAAACCAUCUACUAAACAGUUUCUAUACAUUGAAAUGAAUCAUUUAUAGAAAAAAAAUUGUGAAAAAAAGUUAAACACUCUCAAUUACACAAGAUUAGUGAAAAAAUCGAACGAUUAUAUAUCAUUUAAAAGAGAUUUUUUCAAAAAGUGUUAUUUUUUGAACCAAAAAGAAAGUAAUUGUAUAAACGACCUGAGCUUCAAAUACUAUCUAUCUUUAAAACACAUUUGAAUAUUUCGUCGACAGAAACAUAGAGCAGCUCUUAUCCAAGCUUAAACUAUCAAAUAAACAGUGAAAUGAAACAUUUAUAGAACAAAAGAAUUGCGAAAAAGAAAUUAUUUAAAUUAUCUUGAUUACGCAAAAAAUCAGUGAAUAAAAAAUUGAAAGAUUAAUUAUCAUUUAAAAAGGGAUCUUUUUUACAAAAAAGUGAUGUUGUCUUGAACAGAAAAGAAAGUAAUUGCAUUACUAUCAGUUCGCUGUGAAGAGGUUAUAUCAAAAGAGCGAAAAAAAGUGUAUUCGAUUUCAUUUGAAUUGUAAAUAAAAUUCAUUUAAAAAUCCCCCUUGUGAUAGCUGAAAUCAGUUGACCACAAAAAAGCAGAGUGGAAUAAAAAUAAAAGCCGCACGAGACAACAAAGGAAGUGAUAAAAAAAACCAACCACAGAAUAAAAUAAACAUGGAAAGUUCACAUACAUCGAAUUCGAAUGUCGCAACAAAUACGGCAGCCGAUAAGCCUGAUGAGCUGGUAUCGUCAGGCGAUAUUCGUCAAUUGAAUCCGAGUCAAGGUCAACAUGGCGAACCAGUUGUCCAGGCUGUUCAGCAACAGAUCCAACAACAACAAAAGAAAUGCCUUCACCAUCGCAUUUUCGACGCAAACACCGGAAACAUUGUAAAUGAACGUGUUGCAGCGCUCACUAAUGCAUUGCUCCAGCAAGUAAAUCAACAAAAUCUAACACAAACACCGCAAUUGAUUCAAAGACCAUUUCCAAUGCAACAAUCCAUGCAACAACAACAGCUGCAGCAGCAACAACAACAACAGCAAUCGCACAUCAUUCGACCACAGCAAAUACAAUCUUAUCAACAAUAUCCAUUACAACAGCUGCCCGCUUCGAUUGCAAUCAACAAUUCUUUGAUGCAAGCAAAUAAUGGCACGCAUUUUACGGUUGGCGUUAAUAACUCGGUGGGAAAUGCCACAACAUCUAGCACAAAUGGAUCACUCAUCCACAAUCAAAAUGGACUUGUGCAACAAAUGAACGCAGCUCUAUUGGCCGAACGAUAUCUACUAUUGGAUUUGGUCGAAGGAAGUACACUGUACAAAUGUAUUGAUGUGAAAACACACGAGGAGCUCGUUUGCAAGGUUGCCAAUAAUCCGUGCACAAAUCUAUUGUCGGCUCAUUUUCGAUUAGAUGGACAUCCGCACGUUAAUCCAUUACACAAAGUGAUUCAAGGUUCCACCCAAACAUAUUUGUUUUUCACUCCGUCACAGGGCGAUCUCCAUUCAUAUGUGCGUGUGCGCAAGCGUUUGCGAGAGCCAGAGGCAAAACGUCUAUUUCGUCAGAUGUGUGAGGUUGUGAAAAGUUGUCAUGAACAAGGCAUUGUGUUACGAGAUCUCAAACUCAGGAAAUUUGUCUUUGCCGACGCUGAAAGAACACACCUUCGAUUAGAGUCGCUUGAAGAUGCUGUCGUUUUGGAUAAUCCGAAUGAGGAUUUGCUACAAGAUAAACGAGGUUGCCCUGCGUAUGUUUCACCGGAGAUUCUCAAAGCCAACACAAUGUAUUCCGGUAAAGCAGCUGAUAUGUGGUCGCUUGGCGUUAUUCUGUAUACCAUGGUUGUCGGACGAUAUCCGUUCAAUGACUCAGAACACGCAUCGUUGUUUGCAAAAAUAUCACGUGGCCAAUAUCUAGUGCCCGACUGUUUGACCUCAAAAGCAAGAUGUGUGAUUCGUUCGCUAUUGCGCAAAGAUCCGGAAGAGCGAAUUUUAUCGGAAGAUAUCUUGUUGCACCCUUGGAUGACAGCCGAUGAAAAUCGUGACUAUAGUAAAUCGUCCAGUGACCAAUUGGUGCCAGACAUCUUUGUGGAUAAGGACGAUGUCUAGAGACAUCAGCUCAAGCACCCACACAACAACACCGAUAAUUUUUAUUAUAGAGUCAACCACAAGCAAAUAGUUCACACCAAAAUGGGAAACAAGAUCACCGUUACAAUUUAAUCCAAUUUAUUCUAUAUAAAUUAGCUUUUCUUUAAUCGACCGAUAUGUAUUUAUUUUUGUUCACUACAUUUGCCCAAGCGAAUUGUAUAUUUGUUUCGUUCACGAUUUAAAUUAAAACGAAUGGUCUUUUUAUUUUUUUCCAAUUUUUUUUGGGUCAAAUUGUUUGAGAGCACACACACACAAACUAGAAAAUCGAAAAUGUGAUCUCGAAGUCGAAUUAUAGAUUUUAUCCGAAGUCGAAUUAGAUGAUUCGAAAACAAUUUGUAUAUAUUUAUGCUAUACUUGACACAUUAAGUAGACUGAACAGGUUUCAUAUAUGUAUGUAUAUGUAUGAAUUUAGUUAGAACUAAAAUAAGAAUGGCGUAAUAUCCGGCCGAGUUAAAAUGGUCCAAUCAAACUAUCAGAUGUUAAUACUAUGCAUAAAUCAUAUUUCUAUGUAAAAAGAUGUUUAUUUUUUCCUAAUAGAAAUUAUUUUUUACACCAUA